AUGGAAACUAGAGAGCGUGCUUCGCAACUGGUAGCAGCAGUAAGCACCAAAGGGGAACGGCUAGUUAGUUACUCGGUGUGUGAAGCGGAAGGAAGAUCGAUGGAUUACGGAGAAGAUCGUAGUGCCUCAUGGAACUGGCAAGUUCAGAACUAUGAUCACCAGCCACAGUCUAAUUUCUCUGACGUAUCGAUGACGGAAGUCACAUUAAACCAAGAAGAUCACUCAUACAUGUUUGAUGAUCAUUCCACCCCUGUCAAGGCCUGUAGCGAGCUGGGUUAUCAUGUCACAACAGAUGAAACGACCAAGAAGCUGGAAGUGCAAAGUGAGACUCGCUCUGCUGUAAAGAGGCGUCGGAUGUUACAAUUCGAUGACCAGCCUAUGGAAACAUGUCUUUUCAGCAGUGAGAGCUUCUCUUCAAUCUUAAAAUCAAGCGCUAGAGAGGAAACAUUUGAUGAGCUUUUGCCUGAAGGAUCUGAGCUUAUAGAAGGUUUUUCAGCGGACGCUUCUGCUUCAAGCUUGGACUUGGAGGGCCUUGAUCUGUAUGCUGAAGAGUGGUACGCUGAUUGCCUAAAUGAUGCUGAAACUCCUAUCCUACCUGAUGACUUAAGCUUUGGUUCCCCUGAUGUCCAAGUAGAUAUAUCAGGUGAGGUUUCUAUCUGUUGGACUCUUAUUUUGUUUCCUGUAGUUCUGCUUUUCAUUAAUACAAUCCCUUUGUUUGGCGCAGAGUAUCUAAAUGUGCCACCAGAACCAGAGGCCAGGGAAGUUAGGCGACCUAUGACUCGAUCUUCUCCAAAUGUUAUAUUUAAAGGUAGGAAAUCAUUUUCAAGGCCGAUUCCAAAGCUGCCAUCUUCUAUCAUCUAUCCAUUUGCGUUCAUCAAACCAUGUGGUGUUCACGGCGACAUGACUCUCAAGGACAUCAACCAGAAAAUCAGAACACCAACAGCAAAACCAAAGGAAGAUAAAUUAGAGCCUCCAGUGAUCCAGACAUCAGCAUUUUCAGGGAAACCAGUUGUUGGGAAGACUAAAAUCCGCACAGAAGGAGGAAAAGGAAGCAUCACGAUAAUGAGGACAAGAGGCUAAGCUAUAAGUUAAGUAGUAUUUAAUUUACUGCUGAAAAACUCUUUAAAACGUUUUUUUGCCUUAUUCUCAGAGGCCUCUUAAAUCCUUUUUUACCGGAUAAUAGUUACAAGUGAAGCGGCUAAUGAUCUUCAAGAUCUUAGCAUGAAACCAUGUUCUUGUUUCGUUUUGGUAUCUGUAUAACGAAAGUGAAAUCAAUGAGUUGUGACUGUGAGCCAAUGUGGUAGGUUAUUUUUUUUUGGUUUGUAUAAAGUCUAUGGUUCUUAAUGUAGCUGAAUGUGAAAUGCCAAAACUCUUGAGUUUAUGUUUCUCAAAGUCUAAGUGGAG
Molecule: messenger RNA, 1404 nt
Organism: Eruca vesicaria subsp. sativa (arugula)
Lineage: Eukaryota; Viridiplantae; Streptophyta; Magnoliopsida; Brassicales; Brassicaceae
Source: the annotation of a GenBank genome assembly